Molecule: messenger RNA, 1425 nt
Organism: Danaus chrysippus (African queen)
Lineage: Eukaryota; Metazoa; Arthropoda; Insecta; Lepidoptera; Nymphalidae
Source: the annotation of a GenBank genome assembly
AUGAUGUUUAAGAUUAUUAUUAAAAAUAUAUUUUCAGUAAAUUGUCAGAAAGAAGAAGAGGAAUUCAUUUGUCCCGGAGGUACUCAAGGCAACGGCAAUUUUGCUGAUCCGGCCACUUGCCGCCGCUUCUACCAAUGCGUCGACGGUUUCCCUUAUUUGAACAGAUGUCCUUCAGGUCUUUACUUUGACGAUAUAAGCAAAUUUUGCACUUUCAAAGCGGAAGCCAGAUGUGGACCAAUAGCAACAACCGUAGCUCCUGUUACUGAAGUCCCUCAGGACAUAGUCACGAUUUGCGACCCAUCAGAAUGUCAGCUGCCAUAUUGUUUCUGCUCCAAAGACGGCACACUUAUCCCGGGUGGGCUAGACCCGGAGGAGACGCCUCAGAUGAUAAUGCUCACGUUUGACGGCGCCGUUAAUUUGAAUAACUUCGACUUAUACAAGAAAGUUUUUAAUGGGAAAUUACGUAAUCCAAACGGCUGUCCGAUUCGGGGCACUUUCUUCUUAUCUCACGAGUACAGCAACUACGUCAUGGUUCAGAGCCUCGCACACGAUGGUCACGAGAUCGCUACAGGCACGAUAUCGCAGCAGCAAGGACUGCAAGACAAAGGCUACGAAGAAUGGGCUGGUGAGAUAAUUGGGAUGCGGGAAAUUCUUAACAAGUUCGCUAACAUUUCACGCAGCGAAGUUGUAGGGACUCGUGCACCAUUCCUCAAACCUGGAAGAAACACGCAGUUCAAGGUUCUAGAAGAUUUUGGCUACAUAUACGACAGUUCCAUCGGUGUACCGCCCCGUCCUCAACCCGUGUGGCCUUACACCCUCGACUACAAGAUUCCACACGAGUGCAAAUCCGGAACCUGCCCUACUAAGGCCUUCCCCGGUCUUUGGGAAGUGCCUUUUAACGCUCACUACGUCGAAUCUUACGAAGGUGGUCAUUGCCCUUACUUGGAUCAAUGCGUUCUUCACAAUCAUGAUGCUGAUGAUGUUCUAGAAUGGCUUCAGGAAGAUUUCACCAGGCAUUACGAACAAAACCGGGCACCAUACAUGAUGCCAUUCCAUACCAAUUGGUUCCAGAUCAAGCCACUGGAGCGAGGUCUCCAUAAAUUCUUAAACUGGGCUGCUAACUUGGACGACGUUUGGUUCGUAACAAUGACUCAAUCCCUGACGUGGAUGACGGACCCUCGCUCCGUGAAGUCUUUGAACAACUACGAGCCCUGGAAGUGUGACAAGAAGGAGGGGCCCAAACCCUGUAACCUAUCAAACAAGUGCGCACUGCCGUUCAAACUGCCAGAAACGAAUUUCACAGACACCAGAUAUAUGGAGACAUGUGUUGAGUGUCCUAAGCAAUACCCAUGGCUUGGUGAUUCUGGCGGUACAGGUAUACCUGGAACUGAUAACUACAUCCCUGAAAGUCUUAGCAGAAAGUAA